This is a messenger RNA of Heteronotia binoei (common prickly gecko), 3145 nucleotides long. It is a transcript of the gene MARCHF6, whose product is annotated as membrane associated ring-CH-type finger 6. The coding region runs from base 97 to 2829 and encodes 910 amino acids. The record is from RefSeq and is a predicted model, not a curated record. Gene Ontology annotation, molecular function: zinc ion binding. Lineage: Eukaryota; Metazoa; Chordata; Lepidosauria; Squamata; Gekkonidae. The transcript has 26 exons. Gene Ontology annotation, cellular component: endoplasmic reticulum membrane.
GCUUCCUCUCUGGGCGUUGCGCGCGCGGCCGUCCAGCCUGCCCGCCUGGUGCUGCUGCUGCUCGGUGCCUCCUCGCCCGCGUCAUCCCCACACAAGAUGGAGACCGCCGAGGAAGAUAUAUGCCGGGUAUGUCGAUCUGAAGGAACUCCUGAGAAGCCCCUUUAUCAUCCAUGUGUGUGCACUGGCAGUAUUAAAUUCAUUCAUCAAGAAUGCUUAGUUCAGUGGCUCAAACACAGCAGAAAAGAAUAUUGUGAACUAUGUAAACACAGAUUUGCUUUUACACCAAUUUAUUCUCCAGAUAUGCCUUCCCGGCUUCCAAUCCAAGAUAUAUUUGCUGGACUGGUUACAAGUAUUGGCACAGCAAUACGAUACUGGUUUCACUAUACGCUUGUGGCCUUUGCGUGGUUGGGGGUUGUACCCCUUACAGCAUGCCGUAUCUACAAGUGCUUGUUUACUGGCUCUGUGAGCUCACUACUGACACUGCCGUUAGAUAUGCUGUCCACAGAGAAUUUACUGGCAGACUGUUUGCAAGGUUGUUUUGUGGUGACAUGCACCCUCUGUGCAUUUAUCAGCCUGGUAUGGUUACGUGAACAAAUUGUCCAUGGAGGAGCACCACAGUGGCUGGAACAAAAUCAACAACAAGCCAUUAAUGGCAUCGGGCAACAGAAUGAGGUUCAGGGUGCAGGAAAUGGGGGAGCUGAAAAUGCUGCACUGGACCAGCCUGCGGACCAGCCUGCUGAAAAUGCCGUUGUUGGUGAAAAUCCAGAAAUCCAAGAAGAACAACCAGAUGAAGAAGAGGAAGACAAUGAAGAUGAAGAAGAUGUAGUAGUAGAAGAUGCUGCAGAUGCAAACAAUGGAGCACAAGAUGACAUGAACUGGAAUGCUUUGGAGUGGGAUCGAGCAGCAGAAGAGCUUACCUGGGAGAGAAUGCUUGGGCUUGAUGGAUCCCUGGUUUUUUUAGAACAUGUCUUCUGGGUGGUUUCACUAAACACAUUAUUCAUACUUGUCUUUGCGUUUUGUCCUUAUCACAUCGGUCACUUCUCUAUUGUUGGGCUAGGCUUUGAGGACUAUGUUCAAGCAUCUCAUUUUGAAGGCCUAAUCACAACAAUCGUUGGUUAUGUGCUGUUGGCGGUCUCACUAAUUGUUUGUCAUGGCUUGGCUGCACUUGUCAAAUUCCAGAGAUCACGUCGCUUGCUUGGGGUGUGCUAUAUUGUUGUCAAGGUAUCGCUAUUAGUGGUUGUAGAAAUUGGCGUUUUCCCGCUCAUCUGUGGUUGGUGGCUUGACAUCUGCUCGCUGGAAAUGUUUGAUGCUACUUUGAAGGACAGGGAGUUGAGCUUUCAGUCUGCCCCUGGCACAACCAUGUUCCUCCAUUGGCUAGUGGGAAUGGUAUAUGUCUUCUAUUUUGCUUCCUUCAUCCUCUUGUUGAGAGAGGUGCUUAGACCAGGUGUCCUGUGGUUUCUGAGGAAUUUAAAUGAUCCAGAUUUUAAUCCUGUUCAAGAAAUGAUUCAUUUACCUAUUUAUAGACAUCUCAGGAGGUUUAUUUUAUCUGUGAUUGUCUUCGGGUCAAUUGUCUUGCUCAUGCUGUGGCUUCCUAUACGAAUUAUCAAAUACCUCCUGCCUAAUUUUCUUCCUUAUAAUGUAAUGCUUUACAGUGAUGCUCCUGUAAGUGAACUUUCCCUGGAGCUCCUUUUGCUUCAGGUGGUCCUGCCAGCUUUGCUUGAGCAAGGGCACACGAGGCAGUGGCUGAAGGGCCUGGUGCGGGCCUGGACCCUCACGGCCGGCUACUUACUAGAUCUGCAUUCUUACUUACUCGGAGACCAGGAAGAGAAUGACAACAAUGCUAACCAGCAGCCUAACAACCAAGCUGCUCGCAAUAAUAAUAAUGCCAUCCCCGUUGUGGGAGAAGGUCUUCAUGCAGCCCACCAAGCCAUCCUGCAGCAAGGGGGACCUGUGGGCUUCCAGCCUUACCGGAGGCCUUUAAAAUUCCCACUCCGGAUAUUUCUGUUGAUCGUUUUCAUGUGUAUAACACUACUGAUUGCAAGUCUUAUCUGCCUUACAUUACCAGUUUUUGCAGGCCGUUGGCUGAUGUCUUUCUGGACAGGGACUGCCAAAAUCCAUGAACUGUACACAGCUGCUUGUGGGCUCUACGUCUGCUGGCUGACCAUCCGGGCAGUGACUGUUCUCAUUGCUUGGAUGCCACAAGGCCGCCAAGUCAUCUUCCAGAAAGUUAAGGAAUGGUCCCUCAUGAUAAUGAAGACGUUGAUAGUUGCGAUAUUGCUGGCUGGUGUCGUUCCACUUUUGCUUGGACUUCUCUUUGAGCUGGUUAUCGUUGCUCCUUUGAGGGUUCCCUUGGAUCAGACGCCUCUGUUCUACCCCUGGCAGGACUGGGCUCUUGGUGUUCUUCAUGCCAAAAUAAUUGCUGCUAUAACUCUGAUGGGGCCCCAGUGGUGGCUUAAAACAGUUAUUGAACAGGUGUAUGCAAAUGGCAUUCGGAAUAUUGACCUACAUUUUAUCAUACGAAAGCUUGCAGCACCUGUGAUCUCAGUCUUGCUGCUUUCGCUCUGUGUCCCUUACAUCAUAGCUUCUGGAGUUGUACCUUUACUAGGAGUCACUGCUGAAAUGCAAAACCUCGUGCAACGUCGGAUUUAUCCUUUUCUCCUCAUGGUGGUGGUUUUGAUGGGGAUAUUAUCCUUCCAGGUCCGUCAGUUCAAGCGCCUUUAUGAACAUAUUAAAAAUGACAAGUAUCUUGUUGGGCAACGACUCGUGAAUUAUGAGCGAAAAGCUGGCAAGCCAGGGCCGUCUCCUCCCCCUCCGUCUUCACAAGAAUAAAAAUGGGCUGGUGGAGUGACUGCCCCCCCCCCCGCCUUGGUGUCCUUUCUCAUAGGCUGGUCUUUGCUCUGGGUCUUUCUCCACGAGCCUCAGCAGUUUUUUUUAUCUUUUAAUUUUUUGUUUCUGUUCCCAUGGUGUUCAGAUAGCAGCUGAGGCCAUGCACCUUUUUAUCUGCAUUUUUUGAAGUUUAUCAGUGCUGAGAUAUGUAAAUGUGUAAAUAGCAAUACCUCAAUACCCUAAAUCCUUGGAUUAAAAAUGAAUGUUCAUUGUACAUCUUUCAAAGAAUAUUAAUUUAUUAAAUCUAGUCGUCACUUUA